UGAUCCGCGCUCGAAAAGUUUACAGGUCCAUCUCGUUGUUUUGCAGGUUCGAGAUUUCUCAAGCGAUUCAGCGAAAAGAGAGAAGCGUAGGGAGAUGGCUGGGAGACUCAGCACGGCCGCAUCUCGACUGUUGGGCGGCGGCGGCGUCUGCCGAUCCGUUGCCUUUUCCCUCCCCACUCGUUCCGGCAUGGGUCUUCCCGUGGGAAAGCACAUCGUUCCCGACAAACCCCUACCGGAGCAAGACGAGCUAGUAUGGGACAACGGAACGCCCUUCCCGGAGCCCUGCAUCGAUCGCCUCGUUCCAAGCAUUGGCAAGUAUGAAUCUCUGGCAUGGCUUUGUGGUGGCUUGGGAUUCUUUGCUGCCAUCGGUUUGCUUGCUGUCUGGAAUGAUAAGGCUUCGAAGAUACCCUUUGCACCAAAAGUUUACCCCUAUGAUAAUCUGAGAGUGGAACUUGGCGGGGAGCCUUAGACCUCGCUUUUAUGGUUUUUGUUUAUCUCAGUUGACGCUCCUAUGCGGCAAGCUAUCUCAAUUGGCGAUGCAAGUAAUCCUCUGGUUUUAUUCCAUCUGAAAUGAAACUAAUAUCUGUUUUAGUAACUUUGAAAACUUUGCUUGUUCUUGAUCUUCCAGUAAAAUAAAUUUCUUCCUUCUUUUUCGUUGGUUUUAAAUAUUACUUGACCUUAUAGUAGUUGCUGCAUUUAUGUAAAGCUGUCAUUGAAACCUGAAAUGAUCUCAUUCUAAAUUUUAUUUUUAUUAUGAACAUAAGUUGCUUAUCUAAAA
This is a messenger RNA of Dendrobium catenatum, 778 nucleotides long. RefSeq names its product NADH dehydrogenase [ubiquinone] 1 beta subcomplex subunit 8, mitochondrial. The transcript is spliced from 4 exons. The coding region runs from base 95 to 469 and encodes 124 amino acids. The record is from RefSeq and is a predicted model, not a curated record. Lineage: Eukaryota; Viridiplantae; Streptophyta; Magnoliopsida; Asparagales; Orchidaceae.